Messenger RNA from Hyaena hyaena (striped hyena), 2339 nucleotides. RefSeq names its product zinc finger protein 573. The transcript is spliced from 5 exons. NCBI's taxonomy places the organism in Eukaryota, Metazoa, Chordata, Mammalia, Carnivora, Hyaenidae. The record is from RefSeq and is a predicted model, not a curated record. Gene Ontology annotation, biological process: negative regulation of transcription by RNA polymerase II. Gene Ontology annotation, molecular function: RNA polymerase II cis-regulatory region sequence-specific DNA binding; DNA-binding transcription repressor activity, RNA polymerase II-specific. The coding region runs from base 133 to 2073 and encodes 646 amino acids.
CGGCGGAUCUUUGGCUUCUCCCACUUUCGCGCGGUUCUCGAGCUGUGCAAGCUCUGGAUUCUCUGGAGUUUGAAUUUUUUUCAAUGGAAGAACACUGAGGAGGACUGAUGAGGUCUUAACAUUUCGGAAACCAUGAUUUGUUUUCAGGAAUUAGUGACAUUCAGGGAUGUGGCCAUAGACUUCUCUCAGCAGGAAUGGGAAUACCUGGACCCUAUUCAGAGGGACUUGUACAGGGAUGUGAUGUUGGAGAACUAUAGAAACUUGGUUUCACUGGGACAUUCCAUUUCUAAGCCAGAUGUGGUUGACUUAUUGGAGCAAGGAAAAGAGCCCUGGAUGAUUUUGAGGGAAGAAACACAGAGACAGUACGCAGAUUUGAAUUUACAUUGUGAGGUAAUCAGCUAUCUAGAAAUACCCACUUAUGAAAAAGAUGUAUCUUCUAUACAACAUCAGAGCAUAUGUAACAGAGAAAAACUCUAUGAAUGUAAGAAAUGUCAGAAGAAAUUUAGUAGUGGCUAUCAAUUUAUUCUACAUCACAGGCUUCAUAUUGACGAAAGACCCUAUGAAUGCAAAGAAUGUGGGAAGAACUUUCGUAGUGGCUAUCAACUUACCCUACAUCAAAGAUUUCAUACUGGUGAGAAACCCUAUCAAUGUACAGAAUGCGAGAAGAACUUUAAAAGCGGCUAUCAACUUACUGUACAUCAGAGAUUUCAUACUGGUGAGAAAACCUAUGAAUGUAGGGAAUGUGGGAAGACCUUUAUCUAUGCCUCACACAUCGUUCAGCAUGAGAGAAUCCACACUGGUGGGAGGCCUUAUGAAUGUCAGGAAUGUGGGAAGGCCUUUAGUCAAGGUGGACACCUUAGAAUUCAUCAAAGAAUUCAUACUGGUGAGAAACCCUACAAAUGUCAGGAAUGUGGGAAGGCUUUUAGUAGGCGUUCAAACCUUGUUGAACAUGGGCAAAUCCAUACUAAUGAGAAACCUUAUGUAUGUGAGAAAUGUGGGAAGGCCUUUAAAAGAAGUCAUCAACUUACUGUACAUCAGGGUGUUCAUACUGGUAAAAAACCAUAUGAAUGUAAAGAAUGUGGAAAGGGCUAUACCACUGCCUCAUACCUUAUUCUACAUCAGAGAAUUCAUAAAAGUGGGAAACCAUAUGAAUGUAAGGAAUGUAAGAAAACCUUUACCUUGUAUAGGAAUCUUAUUCGACAUCAGCAUAUUCACACUGGUGAGAAACUUUUUGAAUGUAAGCAGUGUGGAAAGACCUAUACUACUGCCUCAAAACUUUUUCAGCAUCAGAAAACUCACACUGGUGAGAAGCCUUAUGAAUGUAAGGAAUGUGGAAAAGCCUUUAGCUUAUAUGGAUACCUUCAUCAACAUGAGAAAAUUCAUACCGGUGUGAAACACUUUGAAUGUGAAGAAUGUAAAAAAACCUUUACUUUGUAUCGAAAUCUUAUUCGACAUCAGAGUAGUCAUACUGGUAAGAAACUUUUUGAAUGUCAGGAAUGUGGGAAGGCCUAUAGUACUGCCUCAAACCUUGUUCAACACCAGAAAACUCAUACUGGUGAGAAACCUUAUGAAUGUAAAGAGUGUGGAAAGACCUUUAGCUUGCAUGGAUAUCUUAAUCAACAUAAAAAAAUUCAUACUGGUGUGAAACCCUAUGAGUGUAAGAUAUGUAGGAAAACCUUUACUUUCUAUAGAAAUCUUACUCUACACCAGAGUAUUCAUACUGAUGAGAAACCUUUUAGAUGUAAGGAAUGUGGGAAGACCUUUAGACGUAGUUCACACCUUACUGCACAUCAGAGUAUCCAUGCUGAUAAGAAACCCUAUGAAUGUACGGAAUGUGGGAAAUCCUUUAAAAUGUAUGGAUACCUUACACAACAUCAGAAAAUUCAUACUGGUGAGAAACCCUAUGAUUGUAAGGAAUGCGGGAAGACCUUUAGUCGUGCUUCAAACCUUGCUCAACAUGGGAGAAUUCAUACUGGUGAAAAACCCUACAUGUGUAAGAAGUGUGGGAAAGCCUUCAGAUAUGGUUCAGCCCUUAAAGCACAUCAGGGAAUGCAUACAGAUAUGAAACUCUAAGAACAUAAGGAAGGUGAGAAUGCCUUUAGGCGUGGCCUGAACUUUUCUACAUCAGCCAGUUCACAAUGGUGAGAAAGUAUUGAAUAUUAGUCUUUAUAGGCAUGUCUUCACCAAAUGAGAGAAUUCAUAACACAGUUAUUGUCAUUUUAUAAAGAUUUCAGUGUCAUUCUUGUUUAAAUGGAAUGCCUGACUAUUUAAACAAUGGCAGAUUAAACCCUGAAUAGCCAAAGGAAUCUUGAAAAAGAACAAAACUAGAGGUAUCACAA